CAAGGGUUAACACCAUAAAUAACAAGAUGCCUCAACAGUGUAAACUGUUAUUGGACAACUAUACUGGGCAAUACACUGCAGGUUCACCAAUCCAGGGAAGGAUUAUUCUUUCUUUGGAUUCUGAUAUAACAUUAAGAGGCCUACGUAUUACAUUAAGUUGCAUUGAACAUACCGAGUGGAUAGCAACAGAAACUUACUAUGAUAGUGAGGCAAACGAACAUAAGUCGAGGGACACUCAGUUUGUAGGAAACACGGAAGUUAUAUCUAUCAAGCAAUGGCUAUAUGGCGACCAACAUGCCACAACAAAUUUGUCAGUAGGUCAACACAUUUAUCCUUUUCUAAUAAAUCUUCAGCAAAAUAUUCCAAGUACAUACCAGUGUGAAAAGGGUUCAAUAUAUUAUAAAUUAACUGCUACAGUGGAUCGACCAAUGGCUCUAGACUAUGAAGAUGAGAUGAUGAUUGUAGUAUAUUCCCCUAUUGAUCUGAACUUCCUUGCCAGACCUGAAGAUCUGCAACCCUCUUCUUACUCGGAUGAAAAAACGGUUUGCUGUUGGUGUUGCGCACAAGGUCCAAUUACUAUGGAUAUUGAGUUAGCAAAGCAAACGCUGAUCCCUGGUGAACACGUGGAAGUUAAAAUGAGACUAACAAAUAUGGCGAAUAUAAAUGUGACCGGCGUUAGUUUUGAACUGAAACAGAUAAUAUCAUAUAAAGUUACCGAUCCUAGCAGAGAUGACAAGCAAGAGUCACAUAUUUUAAUUGAUCUUAAGGAUGUUGGAUUAGGUGCACAUGGGGAAAACACUUAUAUAUUCAAUGUCACUUUGCCACCGAACGUGGUGCUUCCAAAUUUUGCCCAAUGUAGCCUAUUUUCUGUGGAAUAUAUUUACACUGCCACUGCUAAACUACCAUCCACGCACACAAACUUAGAAGUAACUAUGUAUCCAAAAGUUGGACAUAUACCUUUGGGGAAUCGUUUUGGACCAUCCCAUUAUAAUCCACACCCUCCAAUUGGAGGGGGAGCUCAACCACCAUUAGGUUGGACUAAUCCUAGUGCACCUCCUUUAGAUGAAAAACAGCAGACAAUGGGAUAUCCAGAAAAAGUAUCGGGACCCAAUGAAGUACCGCCCCCUUCAUACGAGAGCCUAAAUAUGCCUUAAUGUUGUUCUUAAUAAUAAACUAAAAUAAUACUCAGCUAUUUUUUAUAUAAUAAAUGAAAGAAAUACAGAUUUUAA
Molecule: messenger RNA, 1229 nt
Organism: Anthonomus grandis grandis
Lineage: Eukaryota; Metazoa; Arthropoda; Insecta; Coleoptera; Curculionidae
Product: arrestin domain-containing protein 3-like
Exons: 9
Coding region: 27-1154 (375 amino acids)
Biological process (GO): protein transport
Cellular component (GO): cytoplasm
Source: RefSeq, a predicted model, not a curated record